GCCCCCUAAUCGUUAAACUGCCUUCACGCAUGUUUAUAGCAUACGGGCCAAAACGUGAAUGUGUUUUGAAUUUAAUUUGCCCUUUACCACGUUCCGUUAAAAAUGGUUAAAGUAAAAAAGAAUUUAAAGAGGAAACGUGCCGAAGUUACAGAACCCAGCGAUCCAGAACCCCUGCCUGCAGUCCGGCAUUCAGAUGAACCGAUCCAGAAAAAAAGAAAAUGGACCAACAAGCAGAGAGUCUUAGUAUUUGCCUCGAGGGGAAUCAAUCACAGGGACAGACAUCUUAUGGAAGAUCUAAAAAAAUUAAUGCCUCACCAUAAACCCGAGGCCAAAAUGGAAAGAUCCAAGACCCUCAGUGUAAUAAAUGAGAUGUGCGAAAUGAAAAAUUGCAACAAAGCUAUAAUGUUUGAGGGGCGCAAGAAGCGCGACUUAUACAUGUGGCUGUCCAAUGUUCCUAAUGGACCUAGUGUUAAAUUUUUCGUCGAAAAUGUGUCAACUAUGGCAGAACUAAAACUAACAGGAAACUGUUUGAGAGGCUCCAGGCCUCUUCUGAGUUUCGACCCGACAUUUAACAAAGAGCCCCACUAUAGCCUGCUAAAAGAACUUUUAACUCAAGUAUUCGGUGUGCCAAAACAUCAUCCCAAAAGCCAGCCAUUCUUUGACCACGUUUACACCUUCACCAUUUUGGACAACAGGAUCUGGUUCAGGAACUUCCAGAUAUUGUCGGAGGACGGCGCUCUGGCCGAAAUCGGCCCGAGGUUUGUCUUAAACCCUGUUAAGAUCUUUUCGGGUAGUUUUGGUGGUCUGCCCUUAUGGGAGAAUCCCCAUUACAUGAGCCCGGCAAGGUACAGGCAACAAGUGAGGUUAGAAGCCAAAAAUAAGUAUGUUAACAGGAUACAACAAAAGGCUACAGCCGAGGCCACGAGACCUGGUGGAGAUGCGUACGAACUCACCCCCCUAGAUGAUAUAUUUAAAGAAACUACGGGAAAGAGAGCAAUCGGGCGAUAAUUAAUCUGUAAACUUCUUGUUAUUGAAAUAUAAUAAUUGUAAUAAUAAAAA
Anthonomus grandis grandis is the source of this 1059-nucleotide messenger RNA. RefSeq names its product ribosome biogenesis protein BRX1 homolog. The record is from RefSeq and is a predicted model, not a curated record. The transcript is spliced from 4 exons. Gene Ontology annotation, cellular component: nucleolus. Gene Ontology annotation, biological process: ribosomal large subunit assembly; rRNA processing. Gene Ontology annotation, molecular function: rRNA binding. NCBI's taxonomy places the organism in Eukaryota, Metazoa, Arthropoda, Insecta, Coleoptera, Curculionidae. Bases 103 to 1008 code for a protein of 301 amino acids.